UCUCGCUCUAUUAAGAAAUGUACCAACACGUUCAUAAGUAGUUGAAUCGAACCAACUCUCCAACUCAUCUUCAAUCUUCACCUCUCAUCAAAACCCAUUCAUCUCUUCAAUUUUUAAUUGAAUCCCCAAAAAACAAAAACCACAAUGAACGACUUAUUCUCCUCCGGCUCAUUCUCUCGCUUCCGCGGCGACCAAGCCUCGCCGGACCGCCACCACGUCAUCGAGAUGACAGCCGCCACAGGCGGCGGCGACGGCGGAUCCGGAAGAGUCAAUCUGGACAAAUUCUUCGUGGACGUGGAGGCCGUCAAGGAGGAGCUAAGCGAGCUCGACGCGCUAGCGCAGAGGCUUCAGAGCAGCCAUGAACAGAGCAAAACCUUGCACAACGCGAAAAGCGUGAAGGAGCUUCGUUCUCGCAUGGACGACGACGUUUCGGCUGCCCUGAAGAAAGCGAAGAUGGUGAAGCUGAAGCUUGAGGCUCUGGAGCGGUCAAACGCCGCGAACCGGAACUUGCCUGGUUGCGGACCCGGUUCGUCUUCGGACCGGACCCGGAACUCCGUGGUCAACGGGUUGAAGAAGAAGUUGAAGGACUCCAUGGAUGUUUUCAACCGCCUCCGUGAAGUUAUCUCUUCGGAGUAUAGGGAUACCGUUCAACGCCGUUACUUCACCGUCACCGGCGAGAAUCCUGAUGAAAAAACGCUUGAUCGCUUGAUCUCUACCGGUGAGAGCGAGACCUUUCUUCAGAAGGCUAUUCAAGAACAAGGAAGGGGUAGAAUUCUGGACACCAUCAAUGAGAUUCAAGAGAGGCAUGAUGCUGUCAAAGAGAUAGAGAAGAAUCUCAUGCAGCUGCACCAAGUGUUCCUUGACAUGACAGUGCUGGUGCAAUAUCAAGGUGAGCAGUUGGAUAACAUUGAGAGCCAUGUGAACAGAGCUAGCUCCUUUGUGCACACUGGAACUGAGCAGUUACAGACAGCGCGGAAGCAUCAGAAAAACACCAGGAAAUGGACCUGUUUCUGUAUUUUGCUUCUUCUUGUGAUCAUCUUGGUUGUGGUGCUUGUCACUGUGAAACCGUGGGAAAGUAAUGGCAGUGGCGGCAACAAUGGUGGUAGUCAGCCAGCACCAGCACAAACAACUCCAUCUCCUCCUCCUCCUCCUUCCGCUUAACCUUAGGGAUUAAGUGUCUUUAAACUGAUAUGCAUUAUGCAUAUUGGUUUCGUUUAUUUUGAUUUGACAAUGGAGCUAUUAUGUUUUGGGAUGUGGCAAGUUUGGGACUAACACCGAUUAGCAUAUUAUUUGAAGGAUCUGUGGAGUGUGGAGUGAUCAACAGUUUAGUUCAGUUCAUCGGAAGGUUGGAUGAAGAAUCUGGGAUGGAAAUGGUUGAUUGUUCUGUUGAGGAGGAUUUUUCGAAGUUAUUAGUUUUUCUAUCAUAUUCUUUUUCUGUAAGUAUCAUAUCUUUUGAUUUUGAUCAGUUGAGCAGCUGACUGAUGGUUUUAUAAAUACAUUUCUAUUGGAAUUUUUGCCUCA
Molecule: messenger RNA, 1521 nt
Organism: Lotus japonicus
Lineage: Eukaryota; Viridiplantae; Streptophyta; Magnoliopsida; Fabales; Fabaceae
Product: syntaxin-121-like
Exons: 2
Coding region: 145-1161 (338 amino acids)
Biological process (GO): intracellular protein transport; exocytosis; vesicle fusion
Cellular component (GO): endomembrane system; SNARE complex; plasma membrane
Molecular function (GO): SNAP receptor activity; SNARE binding
Source: RefSeq, a predicted model, not a curated record